CACUUUGAUCAUGUUGCCUGUGACUCCCCCAAGAAAACGCUGCUUGUCUGUCGUGACGUCUCCAUAUUUCUCAAAGCUGCACAAGAAACCAAGAAAUAUAGACCACUUCGGUGCGAAUGUCAUGGGGGAAUUGUUGCAGACGCUUGCGAAACUGAAACCUCAGCUCAUUCAAGGCAAGGUCGCCUUAAUACGAACGAUCAGUGGGGACUGAAAACAUCUGGACCAGAAUCCUGCGCAGAAAACCCCUGGAAGCUUCUCGUUGCAGUGACUCUUCUGAAUAAGACCGCAGGCAAGCUUGCGAUCUCCGUUUUCGAUAAGAUCUUGUCAAAAUGGCCGACGCCUUGGCUCUUGUCACAAGCUCCUGAAGAUGAACUCGUGGAUUUGCUGCGGCCUUUAGGCACGUACAAUGUUCGUACCAAACGCUUGGUCGACCUUUCUCGUGCCUACCUGAAAGACCCACCGUCGAUACACGACGAAAGAACGUCCAGAGCACACUCUCCCCACGUCUCUCCCCGAAAACGCCGAAAAUACCAGCCGACUGCAAUCAGCCACUUGCCGGGCACUGGUGCAUAUGCGCUGGACUCCUAUCGCAUCUUUUGUCUGGGAAUGUUCUCAGACGAGUGGAAGGAAGUUUAUCCUCUAGACAAGGAGCUCAUCAGAUUCUUGAGGUGGAAAUGGGCUGUUUUUGAACAAAAACAGUGGGACCCCGUGGCUGGGAUCGAGGGGCCUAUCAACAUUCCAUAUAUUGAGAAGAUGAUCCGAGAGCUCGAAAUGAGCAAGAUAGACAAAUCGAUUACAGUUUCGCUCGGGGAAGAGGUUCCCAAUCCACUCGCUCGAUCUGUGGACGAAUGA
Mycena citricolor is the source of this 852-nucleotide messenger RNA. The record is from the annotation of a GenBank genome assembly. Lineage: Eukaryota; Fungi; Basidiomycota; Agaricomycetes; Agaricales; Mycenaceae.